This is a messenger RNA of Melopsittacus undulatus (budgerigar), 3536 nucleotides long. It is a transcript of the gene PXDC1, whose product is annotated as PX domain containing 1. The transcript is spliced from 5 exons. Lineage: Eukaryota; Metazoa; Chordata; Aves; Psittaciformes; Psittaculidae. The coding region runs from base 308 to 1003 and encodes 231 amino acids. Gene Ontology annotation, molecular function: phosphatidylinositol binding. The record is from RefSeq and is a predicted model, not a curated record.
GGCUGGAGUGAGAGCCUCUCUGCUCCGUGCCUGGGGCUCGGCGGAGCAGGGACCGGGAUGCCCGGGCCGGCCCUUCGCUGAGAGCCGUCGUCUGAGAGGCGCCGGCGGGACAUCCCCCUCCAGCGCCGGGUGGUGGCACAGCGCCGGCGGGCAGGGCAGAGCCGGACCAGGCGGCGGGUGGAACCCCCCUUCUCCCUUCCUCCUUCUCCUCCUCCUCUUCCUCCUCCUCCUGUUAACUUGGCCGCGGCGGGCGGGGCGGUGCGCUUCGCCCUCCGCCGGCGGCGGGGGAUGCGCGGGAGGCGGCGGGAUGGCCUCGGCCGUGUUUGAGGGCACCUCGCUGGUGAACAUGUACGUGCGGGGCUGCUGGGUGAACGGGAUCAGGCGGCUCAUCAUCAGCCGGCGGGGCGACGAGGAGGAGUUUUACGAGAUCCGCACCGAGUGGUCGGACCGCAACAUCCUCUACCUGCACCGCAGCUACUCCGACCUCGGCCGCCUCUUCAAGCGGCUCCUCGACUCCUUCCCCGAGGACCGGUCCGAGCUGUCCCGAUCCCCCUUGCUCCAAGGGCUCAUCACAAUAAAGGAAGCCCAUGAUAUAGAAGCCAGACUUAAUGAGGUGGAAAAGCUUUUGAAGAGUAUUAUAAACAUGCCAUGGAAGUAUUCAAGAUCUGAAGUUGUCCUCACAUUCUUUGAGAGAUCUCCUUUGGACCAGGUUCUAAAAAAUGACAAUGUCCAUAAAAUUCAGCCAAGCUUUCAAAGUCCAGUUAAAAUAUCAGAAAUCAUGCGAUCAAAUGGAUUUUGUUUAGCCAACACUGAAACAAUAGUCAUUGACCACAGUAUACCCAAUGGAAAAGAGAAGCACCUGGAUGUAGAUUCAGCAGAACACUUGUUCGAAAGUGUUAGUGACUUUACCUCAGAGCUAGAAGACAGCGAUGAUCCAACAGCUUAUGUCACCAAUUUGACAUACUACCACCUGGUCCCAUUCGAGACUGAUAUUCUGGACUGAAGGCUUCUCAGUGACACAGUCUGCCAGCAUCCAGCUGACCUCUUUGUCCAUAGGCUCUGCUAUCACCGGUGUUGCAUCUCUGUGAAUAUGGCUGUGCAGGCAAGACCACCAGCAGAGAAGCUACAUCAAGUGCACUACAAAGCUGGUUUUGUAGUCUGGCCCUCUGUUGUGUGUUAUGGAGGCAUCUUGUAAGGAGGUAACUGCUUUGCUGUUGACAACAAACUCAUUUUAUGUGAAACCAAGACAGCAGAGGCCUCUUGGAGCUCAAGGAAAUCUCUGCUGUGUCUGUGGGAAUUGCUGCUCUGUCACAGCCAUUAGAAACUUGUACUGUAGUACUCUGUCACCCACGCUGCUUGGGUUGCAGUGCAAGUUGAGGCUUCCUCUUUUAGGAUACCAUGAGAAAUUUCCCCAGAUGGUGUGACCACACUUUUUAUGCUAUGUAAGCAAGAAGGCAAGCAAACCAGCUGAAUUUUGUCAGUUCCCUCUGUGGUUGCUUAAUGGAGGUCUUGUGGGUCACUUUUUGCUCAGCUACCGGAGGACUGGUGCCUUACAUGAGAUGUCAGAAAUACCAUUGAGUGCCUACAGGAAACAGAACAGGAGCUGACUGCUUUAUUUCUUUUAAUCAUGGGGUUUUAUAUAAUUACUGAAGAAGCAACUACUCUUUCCUGGAAUAGUAAAGCAGACAGCAGCUGGCAUUGCAAUGGACUGUGCAUGAUUUUGGGGUACCUAUAUGAUUUCAGAGAUCUGGAAAGCUGAUGGGAAAGCUGAGCUGCCCUGCUAAAAAGGGUCAGGGCUAUUGCAGGCACUUGGAUAUGAUUUUUUUUUCAUGUGGACCAGCAAAUGUGAAUGGUGCUUACAGUUUUUUACAUCAGAGGGAGAAUUCCUUAUGCAUAUUUCUUCCCAGAGGAUGGGUAGAAAGGUAAUAAGAAUUAUGUUGUGUUUGGACUGAAAAAGAAUGGCAAGCUACAGUGUUUCUACAGUGGUAGAAAAAGCCUUCUCUCUGCUGCCAGCCUGGCUCAAGGAAUCUGCCUAGCUUUUCAACAUCUGCCCAUGGGGCCAGGAGCAGCUGUCAUUGUCAUGUAAUGCCAUGGAUUUUAGUGGAGGCAGGACGGUGGAAGCAAGAGCAGGAUUGGACCCUGCAGCCUCUUGACUACUGAGUAGUUGCAAUGUUGAAACCUCCUUGGGGUCUCUUUCAUGAAGCACUCUGAAAUCCCAGCUCUCACUGAGUGCUCAACGUAAAUGUGACCUUUCACUGAGUUUUUUGCAAUCUGUUUGCAAACACGAAUUAGGAUGAAUCAAAAUGGGAAGGAAUGCAUUUUGGACUUGUUUCUUGGUAAAAGGGCUUGCUUGGUCCUGAAGAAGUUGAUACAUCUCCCUUCUGCAGACUUUCUAUUUCUAUCUGUAGCAUAACAGUCAAACAGAAUUUGCUAAUGUAAAUAAUAAAUUAUUGAGAAUCCUAAUUCUUUUACACAGUAUGUUUUAAAAAUAUAUUUUAAUGAAAUAAAAUAUAGCUCACCUUCAGUACAUGUCUGCAGCUUAAAACAGUGCCUUCCUCUGUUUGUUUGUUUGUUUAUUUGAAGAUGCUUUCCCAGCCAUGCCAAACCCGCCUUCUUUUUCUAGUAGUUUUGGAAACAUGCCAAGCUUGGACAAGUCUUUCUGUGCUCCAUGAGUUGCCCAUAUUGUAGAUAUGGUGCAUUCCCCUGUCAAACCUCUCCAUCUAACUGUUGAUCUUGUGUCUAGGUGUAUGUGGUUUCAUGCCACUAAAUCUAGUGGAGGAAUUCUGCAUUUUCAAGACUGUAAGUGAAAUUGAAUCUAGCAGUUUUUCUUUUUGAAGAUAAAGCAGAUUCUUUUAUGAUAGAUUUCUGGAAUAGAAAGGGAUGUUCUCACUCAUGCAAAGGUUUUCUGAGUAGCCUCUUGAAUUAGAAUGGGAAGGUUUCCAUCUAUUUAUUUACUCUCAUUAGUUUUAACUCUUGCUUCAGUGCUUUUACUUAUGCAUGAUGGGGUAGAAAUAGCAUCUAGUAAACAUGUGCAUUGGACUGGGAACUGGAUUGUUUGAUUUCAGUUCCUGGCCCUGCUAUCAACCUACCAUGUUGCUUCAGGUAAUUCUACUUCAUUUCCUUAUCCCUGAGUUUCCCUUGAAUAAUAUUUUGAAAAGCACCAAGUGUCAUUGGCUUUUGACGCAGUAUUGUCUCCUGUUUAAUUUGAAUUUUCCUAUGGAUUUUUAACCACUUGAUAACUACUUAUCUUUUUCAAAGCACUUUAAAAUACCUCGAUUAAAAAUAGAGAAAUAUUGCCAAUUUUAAAAAUGUAGAGGCACAUUCCUCAUAUGAAAGCCAGCUAAGAUGCAUGUACAGUAAAGUCUUCAUGGAAGGGGGAGUCUAAUGCAAGGGAACUAAUCCACAAACCAAAGCUGCACCCAUUUCACCUGGAUUUUUCAAAAGCCAUUUUGAUCAAGUGUUUUCCAGAGAUGAUGUCAUGUGAUUUAUUUCUCUUAGCUGCAAUACACUUAUUUGAUAAAUCAAAGGAAUGCAAA